Molecule: messenger RNA, 8734 nt
Organism: Aphanomyces invadans
Lineage: Eukaryota; Oomycota; Saprolegniomycetes; Saprolegniales; Verrucalvaceae
Exons: 28
Coding region: 50-8698 (2882 amino acids)
Biological process (GO): transmembrane transport; calcium ion transport
Cellular component (GO): membrane
Molecular function (GO): protein binding; monoatomic ion channel activity
Source: RefSeq, a predicted model, not a curated record
GGGCGACAGUCAUUUCGUAAGUUGUCAAGCAAGCUUGUCCUGCUUGAAGAUGGACGGUCAAUCCUUUGAGUCGGACCUCAUUGCUGCAGUCGUGGCGCGCAACCUGAACGAAGUAAAGCGUCUUCUAGGUCCCAUUGACAUCCAUAACAAGGAAAUCAAACCCGCACUUGCGCGGUCAUUUGUCCAAGCUGCCGGAAGAGAUGCGUCCAUUGUACACUGGUUCUUGGAACUAAAGUUUGACGUGAAUGCGAUGGAUGAAGAUGGAGACACUGCGUUGAUGGUGGCCGCACGUGGUGAAGUCAAAAGCUUCAAUCAGGAUACGACUGAAACGAACAUUGGCCAUUCCAAACGAGGGGAAAAGACAUUUGUGGAAAGCGCGAAAAUACUGGCCGAACUUCUGCAACAAAAGCCAAAGCCUGAUGUGAAUUUGGCAAACAAAGAAGGGCGCACUGCACUGAUUCAAGCCGUUGUGUUCUCUGGGGAUCACAACAUUGUCCAACUACUCUUGAGAGAGAGGUGCGAUCCCAAUGUGGUGGACGAGAAACGGCACUCGGCACUUCAUUAUGCGGCUGCGAAAGGACAAAUUCAGACAAUGAAGCUUUUGUUGCACGCGACCUGCGACGUCCUCGCAAUUACAAUGGAUGGAGAUUCGGUAUUGCAUAAAGUAUGCGAAUCGGGCAAACUCGAGGCGGUAAAGACGAUUUUGGCGGUGGAAAAUGUCGACAUUAACGUCGAAAACAAAGAAAAACAAACUCCUCUCAUGCUGGCCGCAAGCAAUGGGUACUUGGACAUUGUGCAAGAAUUGUUGGUGUGCGGAGCUGAUGUUACAAAACGGAAUCAGAUUGGCAUGACAGCACUACAUUUGGCUAUCAGCAAUGGCGUUGACAUUGAAGUUGUCCAAUGCCUCGUCGAAGCCAACUCUGACUUUGAAAAUGCUUGCACGGAUGAGUACUCAGCCGAGACGGUGUUGAUCACUGCAGUCAUUUCGUCAAGCGUAUCUGUUGUAAAUUACCUUUUGAGCAAAGGUGCAAAUAUCCACGCCAAGAACAAGGAUGGUCAAACCCCCCUUAUUGCAGCCGCAAUGCACAACAAAGUCAAAAUGAUCAAACUACUGUUGGAACACAAUGCCGUAGUCGAUGAAAUGGACAAAGAGGGCAGUACGGCGUUGAUGAAAGCUGUGAUCAACCUCAAUCAUGAUGCAACGGAAUUGCUGAUUGAAAAUGGCGCUAAUUUGCAGCUUCAAAAUAAAAGUGGUUACACGGCCAUUUCGCUGGCAAUCUACAAGAAGAUGGAGUUCGGGAAAAAAUUGUAUGUGAAACAUCAAGCCAACGUUGUUAAGAGCCUGUCGUCAAACAACAUGGCCAAACCAUUGCAAGCCCCUCAAGUGUCGUCUUCCUCCCCGGAGCUCUUGCAUAUUGGAGAUUAUAUCACGCUUAAUCUUGGCGCAGACCAUGAAAUCCUUGGAUGCGAUGGAUUCGUCUGUACGACUUUGAAAUCGCCUGUGGCCAAUGGCGAAUGGGACGAUGGCGUGUUUUGCAUCCAUCCGCAGUUGGCGUAUGACCACGUGGAUAUGACAUCGACGAACCAUCCAUACUAUGAAGUCAUUGACCCUUAUUCCGAACACGAACGCGAAAAGAAGAGAAAUUCGACGAAAUUGGCCCAAAUGUUGCAUUCGAAAGAAGUUGUUCAACCAGACACAAUUGUUCAACUAUUUCACGUCAAAUCGCAAAAGUACUUGCGAGUGAAUCCCAUGGCAGAUGACAGCAUGACGAAUGCGUCGCUGGAUAAUCUCGCGUCCAACUAUUCGUGGAUUCAAUUCUCCCCGGUUGUCAGCCAAGAUUUGGUCACGAACGCAGAGGUGCAACUCAUGAGCGCAUGCAUCCCAAAAUUGUACAAAGGAAAUCGCAAGCCCAAGCUUGUGCAUUUGGUGGACAAAAUCGACGACAUCAAGCUAUAUGUUGCCCUGCAUUGUACAUACGAUCCGUUGUUGCACCACCCUCUCAGCAUUGUGCGAGGGUCCUGCUGGUUUUCUGGAGAUGGUUUGCGCCAAUUUCCGCUUUCCACAUCCGCGUCCUUGACGCUAAAGUCGGAGAGGAUGGAUGCACUAUCAGCUUUUGAAUUGCAAAAAGCAUCCGAUGGAACUUCCUACGAAUUGCGCCACGUGGUGUCUCGAUUUCUCUUGGGAAUUGAGUGUCCCUGUUCAAAGACCGAACAAAUCGGGGCGCUUCUGGUGAACUCGUCAGUGACCAGCCGUGUCGCGAAGUUGCAAAUUGAUUCAAAAGACAAAAACGCGCCAAUUGACGAAGAAAACAACCAUGACAAUUACAUGGUCAACAAGCUCUUUCAAUUGUCCCACAUUUGCAAAGCAUGUGGCAACAAAUGGUGCCUGAACACUCAAGAGAACAAGGUUGUUUGGAACCGCUUCGAAUCUUGGUUUGCUCUUGACCCUAUCGAAUCUGGAUUUAUCCAAAAGAUAAACCAUGUCUGCUCAUGGAGAGAGGCGUUCUUGAAGGUUGUUCAAAACGAAAUGGACUUAGGAGUUCACCAGGCUACUCAAGAGACUUUGCGUCAAAGCAUUCAGGAUGCUCUUGUUGCAAGCAGACAAGUAUGCGAGCUUAUGGAAAAUCCGUACCUUUUUGGCGUUGCAGAGCGCAUUCAACGUAUUUGCUCAGAAGUGAUAUUCUUGGACGCUAUGUUUCUUACUGCAUCCAUGUUUCGCUCUAUUUCCCUGGACGACGAAGUGCUGUCGCAUUUCUUCAAAGCCAUGCGCCUGUUGGUCGUCGGGAACGAAUCGUUUGAAGCUUACCUUGUUGAGCAAUUCGAACAUCCCAUUGGAAAAAUCAAGAUUUUGUCUGGCUUGGACAUUAAAUAUGCUUCGAAAUACGUGGAUGCAAGAACGAUCUUGACAAGCAUGAUCGGAAAAAACACUCGUACUGUGGCGUAUCUACUGGAAGCUAUAAACACGGACACUCAACUCGACACGUUCAUCUGGACGAACAAGGCGCAGUUCUUGAUCUCCCUCAGUAACGCCAGCCGAAGUGACCCCCUCAUCUCGUACAAACUCUACAAUCAUGAAAUCGCAAUUGCAAAAAUGUGGCUCAAGAACUGGGACACUAUGGCGGCGAAAUCGUAUACCAAGGAUGGUGAAGUAUGGGUUCGUUGGAAUGACUCGUGCUCUGGAAGAAAAGAAUCGAAGAAUCUACUCAAUCGCUCGCGAGCAAUUUCAAUGGGAACCUUGCGCGUCGUGUCGGACGAUACGUCCAUUGCAAUUCCACUUCAAGACAUUGUUAAUGCCUUCGAGAGAACUACCGUGGCCAAUGAUGCUAUCAAUUCGUGGAUGAUCUCGUAUCUCCAUCACCUCAAGCUUGUUUCAGCUCUGUGCAGAAACAAUGCUGAUACACGACCUCUCUUUCGCGACCACUUCCCCCCUGAACUUCUGAUGGAUGGCGCGUGCAACGAUGGAUUGUCAUUCCCUAUCCGUUCCUUGUAUCUCGAACUUUUCGAACUUUUGUGCGUGCCAGCGUAUCAAGUCCCAGAAUGUGUGCAAUUGACAACUCUCUACUUGGACGUCCGCGAACAGCAAUCGCAGCUGACGCUUGGUCAAUUCAAACGACUGGAUAUGCUCAUCCAGUCCAAACUCGUGCCACCGACGAAGCAAGAAACGCCUGCCAUGUUUGGAUUUAUUGAACGGCUUUUAAUUACGAUGGAAACAUUGAUCAACGGGGGAUUCUAUACAUCCGAAAAGGGGAAGUGUGCCAAAGCCAUCGAAGUGUUGUAUUCAGUUGCUAUGGCAUGGGAUGACGAGGACCUCAAGUUCGACAUUUCUCCACAACGUGAAGAUGACCCAUUCAACUUAUUGUCCCAACAAUCGACUGGGACGUCGUCAGUGAUUUUAUGCCUUCGCCGAUUAAUUCCACUGGCACGAAAAUUGACACGGUUUUCCAUCGUUGCGAAAUCUCAAAAAGGCUUGAAACCUGACUUCAAACAGCCCAUCGUGCAUUUCUUGUCGCGCCUCCUCAACCACGAUGAUAAAGUUGUCGCUCAAGAAGCGUUUAUGACGUUAUCCGAGCUCCUCCCGGAUCAUUCGUUUCCUUGGCUAGACAACGACAAGCUGUUGUGUUCAACACUAAAAACUUUGGACCAUCCCAAACUGCUGGAAGUAUUUUCAGAUGCGAACUUGAUUUUCAAUGGCGGUGCACAUGUCGUCCACGGAAAUGUUGAAGUAAGAGGCAAGUCAGAAGACUCGGAAACAGCCCGAAAGAAGGCCAAGUCGCCUAAAUCUGGUUUACAGCGUGCUGCGCAGAAGAUCAACCAAUGGAUGUCUGAAUUUGCGAAGACUAACUUCGUCUUUCUACGUUUGGCGAAUGUCCCAAGUCGUAUCAUUGCUUACAUUGAAGACUCCCUUGCCAAGAACAUGUUCGUUGUCCCAACCAAUGAUAUCCUCGCCUCGGAAUGGCGGUACUACUUGACUACUGUUGAUCGCAUCGAUCUGAGUGACAACGAAUCGCUGUUUUUGUUUCGCCAGUCAAAGGAAAAGAUUCUGGAAGACAGAGUGGCGUUGAUUGACUCGAUGUUGGAGGUCAUUCACCGACUUGCUCCCUACUUGACGGGGGAUUUGUGCGUCGCUCUGUUGAACGUGAUGGUACCGUUGCUCCACGCACGAUCUAGCUUGGUCGGAAGGGUGUCCAAAGUUGUAACUACUUUGCUCAAGCAAGCGUAUGUCGAUGUGGAUGGUCGGUUUACAAAGAUCUUUAACGCUCUGCUACAUCAUGUGGUCAAUAGCGACGAUGCGGGUCAAUGUGUGCUGCGGAUGCUUCGUCAAUCCAACAGUGACGAAUGGAAACGUGAAACGAUGGUUUUUCUCUUCCACUCCAACUUUGACCUAAGUUCAGUACCAAGGCUACCAACGUACCACAUCUUUGAAAUCAUCUGCAUUGUGGCCAAUGGCUCGACGAAUGAGAGUAUCUACGGCCAUCUCGAAAGCAAGGCAUUGUUGCCCCUCGACUGGAUGGUGAGUUUGCUGUCGCAUGCCACCGAUUCAGGUGAUGCACAACGGGCAAGUCUCCAGUUGAUCAAGACCAUGUACUUUGAAAGUGAUGUUGAAACAGCAUGGAUGAACACCGAAUUGCCUAAAACGAUCGACGCGUUUCAAUAUUGCCUGCGACACUUGGAAAGCAACGUCAAUGAAUCCGUCUUGCUUAUUGGGAUCUUGCCGUUUGUGCGCGCCUGGAAUGCAUUGUCCAUCAAGUACAGGGCCACUAAUGCGGCAGUCCGUGAAUUUCACGUGGCAAUUGGUCCAAUCCUGAAAAAGAUCGCUGCAUUGCUCAAGGAUGUAGCAUCCAAACAUCACUUUCAUUGUUCGAAUGCCGAACAACGUUUGGACAACAUGAUGAAACGUUUAGAAGUUCCCUCAUCGUGCUCCAACAUGCUUCAAGUGACGUUGGCAUUCAGGGAAAUCAAAUACAUGUACGAGGACCCUCGAUUUGCCACACCGGUAAUCAGUGAAAUGGACCCAAAUCUCAAACCUUGCAAAUCCCAAUUCUACAAAGAAGCUGGAAAGCUCUUGGUCGACAACAUGGCGCCAUACUUGCUCUACAAUGAUGCGCACAAGCGAAUUCCGUAUGCUGUUCUCCUGUCGACGAAGAAGAUCCCCCAUGCCACCGCGGACGAUGACCCUGACUUUCGUCAUUUGAAAGCUGUCGCGAAAUACUUGAUCCAAAUGCAGACCACUCGCGUUCAGCCAGAUUUGUUGGCACUGAUCAUGGAGCAGCAAGAGCUGAACGACGUCAAGACAACAACCAAGACAUUGUCAUGGCCGAAAACGUAUCUGCAAAAGCAAAUAAAGUUGCCAGGGUCCAACCCAACGACGAAACUCAACGAGCGCAAGUUCAACGGAAAGAACUAUUACACAUUGGAAAUGCCCGGCGAAGACGACGAAGAAGAGGACGUCAAUGCGGUAGAAGUGCAUGAUUCACUGAUCCAUAUUGCGUACAAAAAGUGGACGAGCAAGGCCGAGCCUUUGGAUAUGCAAACGCUCAUGGAGUCUCUUGUUCGACUCAUCACUCUAUCGUCGUCGGCUUCCGCGUUGGGCCUUCGUGUCUUCAUCCAGUCGUUAGCUUCAAAACGGGAAAUUGCUGAAGAUGUCCACGUUGACGACGCCAAGUUCCUGUUGCACGCGAGGCUCGAGUGGAAAAAGAUGAUCUCCACCGCUGUCAAGGCAAACGCGACAUCUCUCGUGUUCUGGUGUGUGGGGGAAAGCUUGAAGGAGUCUAUGAGCCCGAUGAAAAGUCGACUGGCCAUGGAUUUGAUCUCGGAAUUGCUGGCGGAUGGGUUCAAGGAAGGCCAAGACGCAUUGUUUAACGAUUAUGAUGCUCUCGACGACACCAAGAAAGUGCACUUGUUCCAAUUCUUGACGUCACACGUCGGUGGCAUUUCGCACGAAGUCACUGUCGUGACACUCAAGUUGUUCCAACAGUUGUGUGAAGGACACCACGCAAACUGGCAGCAUGCUAUGCGUAGUAGCCGCUUCAGCCGCAGUGUUAUCGAUACCGUCAUCAACCUCAUGUCACGCAUUUGCAACCAAGCUGAAGGGAUGUUUUCGCUGGCAGCUAUUGAGAUUCUGACCAGUGCACUGGUGUUUUUGAGCGAAGUGUGUCAAGGCCCGUGCCUGGACAAUCAGCAAUAUCUCGUUGAGUCUGUCGUCCCUCGUCUGUGCGCCGACUUAAGUUUGGGAAAGAUUCAAUGUGAAAACGGCAAAUACCCGCUUCCCCUGUCGCAACUGAAGCACCGGGCAAAUGAGCUAUUGCUGUCGCUCGGUGAAGGUCGAACGGACAACCUCGUUCACAAUCACUUGGCCGAGCUGCUGCGUCCGCAAUUGUUACUCGAUGUGAUUUCAGGAAAUCGAUCCCAGAUUAAGGUUUUGCGAAAGGGGACAAAAGAUUUAGCUUUGGCUCAGGCGUACUUCACUGAGACGAUUGAACUAUUGCGUGUGGUGUAUUCGCUCUUGUCAAAAGCCACCGCAAGUGAAAACGACAUGUUGACCCAGUUUUCCAAGCACUGGGACGAAAUAAAGCUGGACAACGAAAACGUGGAAUAUUUUGCCAAACAAGUCAUCAGUGUCGAGAUUGUCCGAGGCGAUUCCGCCAUCCGAGUGUACUUCCCUCAGCCUAAAGAAGCCAAGUACCUUCGCAAACCCGAAAAGAGACGCUUACUCGAUAUCAUGAACCUCGGCGAAGAUAAUGCGUUAGCUGCAUUUACUUCCACGGACGCUCGAAACCUUGCCGAAGAGCUGCGCGCGCGACACGUGCUUGCUUCCAAUGUCGAGUACGCCUGGAUGAAUGAGUGGCAGACAAUGCUUCGAUGGUGGAUGUUUAUUGUCGGCUUCUAUAUCAACUUUGUGAUGGUGCUCGGGCUGGCGAUCAACCCCGACACUGCAGAGCCGGUCGUUCACAUCUGGAUUGAAUGGUUCAUAUCAGUCCUCGGAGGCGUGUUUUGUAUCUUGUGCAGCAGUUUGUGGCUGUACAACGUGAUCACUGAAACUACGUUUUCGUAUGCGCGACAAUUGCUUCGACCUAGUAAACUUCGGCGCAUGUCCAGAAGCGACAUCAAACUCGAAAUUUGGGAUGCUGUUGGAUCCGCUGGGUACACUAUUGUCGGGUGGUUGGCGAUUUUCGCUGUAAUCAUCAUGGAGUAUGGUUUCGACGACGACGUUACGUUUGUGAUUUUGAAAGUGUCGGGGGCGUACAUUGCAGUCUUGAUUGUGCUUUCGCUUCGCAAAAUUGGCGACAUUUAUCACUUUUCUUAUAUCGAAGGCGAAAAAGUCAAGAGUUCGGAUGGCCUUGGCUCGAACAUGCUGUUCUGGUUCAACGCGAUCAUUGACACGGUUACUCGGGGCAACUUUUACGUGUUUACCACGUACACGCUUUGUGCCUUCAUGGGCCUUGCUCACGAUUCUGGAUACUCGUGUUUCUUGUGGUAUGGGCUCCCUUUGCUUGACAUCCUAGCCAUCAACGCACGGCUGUCCAACAUCUUGAAAGCAGUCACGUCAAACGUUGCCCCGCUCUCGGUGACUCUGGCGUUUGGAGCGAUUGUGAUUUACUUGUUUUCGCUCAUCGGGUUUUUCCGGUACCAGGAUUUGAUGACCGACAGCGCGUCGGUGCUCCAGUGUUCGUCCCUGAUGCAAUGCUACUUUACGUUCAUCCACUAUGGCUUGCUCAGUGGCGGUGGUAUUGGCGACUACAUCUCCAACACGCUAUCGCACCCUCUGGAUUACAACUCCGGCACGAUGUUCCACGAGCGUCUCAUGUUUGACUUGGCGUUUUACAUAUUCAUUCUGGUGCUGUUGAUCAACUUGAUCAUGGGUAUCAUCAUCGAUUCGUUCACGUCGUUACGUGAGUCGUCCGAACGCAAGCUCGAAAUUGAAAUGAACACGUGUCUUGUGUGCAACGACGCGAAAGACGACAUCGAGUACCGAGGAGUCCUCGGAGGGCUCACGAACAACUUCAAACGCCAUACGGAAGAAGAGCACAACCUAUGGAAUUACCUGUUCUUCAUCAUGUACUUGGACUCAAAGCCAUCCACGAGCAUGAACGGGACGGAAUCGUUUGCGUACCAAAAGCUUCUCGCCAAGGACAUGUCCUGGCUCCCCAAGCGUAAGGGCCUUCCUACGGAAAAGGCUGUCGAAGGUAUAGUACAAUGAGCCAACGAAUGAAUACAUUUGGUACAUGUUGACUGC